AUGAUAAGAGAUGCAAGCUCUUUUUUUAAUCGAAUAGAUUAAUCUUUAGAUUAUAUCAUAUCUCUACUUUCAAUUGGACUAGAAAUUUAUUUACAAUAACAUUUGGACAUAUUAUAAUAUUUUAGUUUGUUUUUAUUAGGCAUAGCAGGAAUAUCUAAAAUUAUACAAAAAAAGAAAGUGUUUGGAAUUUAGUAAGGUAUUAAUUUUGAUUUAUCAUUUAGAUUAUUCACCAAUUUUCUUUUGGUCUCUUGCGUUGGUUAGGAUUGUAUUUAUAAAAAAUAUCAAUAGAGAUCAGACAGCUUUUUGUUUGUAUAUUCUGGGUUUUAGCAAUGGAUUAUAUAUGAGUAUGACUCCUCGCAGGUUUAUAAACUAGGUAGCAGAAGUAGUAAAAGCCUUUGUAUAAAUUGGAUUUCUAAUUGGUGUUUUAAUUUAUUAUUUUUCGGAGUAAUUGGUUUCUAGUAUUUUACUAAUAGUCAUAAUGCUCUUUAUCCAAUACCAAAAUUAUCGUUAAAACAUUAAAAUAUUGGAGCUUAACAAAGAUGAAUUUUUUCUUUAGAGUAACGCCCACUUAAAUGGAUCUUUGAACAAGUUUUCUUGUAAAGUUUAAGAGCAUUCAAGAUCAAACAUAAAACUCCAAGAAGUUGGAUCGUUAAGUAGGCAGGAAGCAUCAAUACAUCUAAUACAGAAUUAAGUUGAUCUACAAGCUCCUACUUAGAAUAUUAUCUGGCAAAAUUUUAUAGAAUAGAGCGAAGAUUACAUCAGUAAAUUCUAUUUCAACGCGGAUGAUUUAGAAAGUAAUAUAAACCAAGCAUAAAAUAAUUACUCCAUGCAUAAAUUUCUACAGGAUAACAAAAGUCAAUUGAUCAAUCUAUUUAAAGACGUGAAAGUGAGUAACGAUUUAAAUGUUAAAUUAUAUGAAUCAAAUUUUUUGGAUAAAAAACAGGAGAGUCUUUUGGAAUGGAUUAAGGCUAAUGCUAAUUCUUUAAAGUUUUAAGAUGUAAAUUAACAAAGGAGAUUGGAGGAAAACUUAGUUGUUAGUUCACCAAUUGGUUAAUAAUCUGUUGUGAUGUUGGAUGCUUUUAUUGAGAAAUCCAUAUCUGGGUUGUCUGCAAUAUAAUUAAUUUAGGGUUCUCUUGAGGUAUCAAACUUGAGGAAUAGAAGAAUUUUAUAUGGAAAAUAUUAUGGGAAGAAAUAUAAUUACAAUUUUUACAUUUAAAUAAGUUUUUUUCUCGAAGUAUUUUUUAUAUUAAUUAAAGGAAGUAGAUGGUGUUUAACGUCAAGUGAUAGCUAUUCUCAUUAGGGACUUGGAAAAGUAAGUAAAACAGAUCAAAUCUAACUUGAAGAAUAUUUAAAAAAUAAACUCAACAAUUAAGUUUUUGUAAUAGCAAGCAGACUUAAUCUAGAGAUUACAUAGAAAGAUAGUUUUGUAACAGAAUGCUAUAAACGAAAUUUAGAGGAGCAAUUAAAACACUCAGUUGAUUAAAAGAACAAAUAGCGUAUGUUCAUAUAAAGAUAGUGGGGAUGACGCUUUGUCAGACUUUUCUGAGAAAGGAUAAAAGAAAUGUUAAAUUACUUAAUUCAUCAAUUAAUUGUAAUUUCAAUUUUUGAAGAUAAUUCAGAACAAUUUUAAUUAUUUUGAAGUGUUCUCUUUGAAUGAUGUUAUUGAGUUUGAAAAGAAGAAAGUCGAUAUAACUUAAACCAUUUCCCUGUUAAUUAAUUAGUUUCAAUAUGAUGAGAUAGUUAUUACAAAGAAAAUAAAUAUUUCCUUAAAAGAGGAUUUAUAAAAUAGAUAUAUAGUAUCAGACUUAAGGUAUAUUUAUAUAUAUAUACUUUAAUUAGACGAUUGAAAUAAUUAUUGUUUAAUAUUAUUUACAACUCAAUAAAAUCUUAUGAAUUCGAUUAUAAAAAUUCAAAAACUUAAAAAUCAGUUUAAAUAAUCCUUAUAAAUUACGAAGACAAUAUUCGUUUUGAGGUUAUAGAUUAUGGAUGUGGUUUGAAUGAGGAUAACAUCAACCCAAGAAGACUUGAUGAUUGUAAGCUAGGUUUAGCAGCAUCAUAAAAGUUGAUUAAAUUAUUGGGAGGUAAUGAUAAAUAAAUUACAAUUCUUCGUUCUUAAUCACUACACUAAACAAGAGUUUAAUUUGAAUUGCCAAAUAUUUUAUAUGUUGAUAAGGCGGAUAUAAUGGGAGAUGAUUUUGAUUUUGACACUGUCUAGCUAGUCUUCACUUCUUGA
This is a messenger RNA of Paramecium octaurelia, 2233 nucleotides long. The record is from the annotation of a GenBank genome assembly. Lineage: Eukaryota; Ciliophora; Oligohymenophorea; Peniculida; Parameciidae.